GAAGAAGAAUCCUUAGUGCGCAUGUCUGUUCUGUCGGAGGAUAAACAAACAGGAUCCAGGUGAUAAAUAAAGAGUCACACGCAGAUGUGAGGAUGGGGAAGUCUUUCUCUCUCCUCACGAAGCAGCCCGAUGAGGGUCAGGACAGCAUGACGUCUCCUCUGGAGGAAGAGGAGGAGGAGAAGGUGGGAGACGUCUCUACGUUUCCGUACGUUGAGUUCACGGGACGGGACAGCGUCACAUGUCCCACCUGCCAGGGAACCGGACGCAUCCCCAGAGGACAGGAGAACCAACUGGUGGCUCUGAUCCCUUACAGCGACCAGAGGCUGAGGCCCCGCAGGACAAAGUUGUACGUCUCAGCGUCCGUGGCUGUCUGCCUGCUCCUCUCCAGCCUCGCCGUCUUCUUCCUCUUCCCUCGAUCCAUCGAUGUUUCCUACGUCGGCGUGAAGUCGGUGUUCGUCAGCUACAACCAGGACAAGCGCAGCGUCUACCUCAACAUCACGAACACUCUGAAUAUCACCAACAACAACUACUACUCGGUGCAAGUCGCUAACAUCACGGCGCAGGUUCAGUUCGCAAAGACCGUCAUCGGGAAAUCACGAAUCAGCAACACGACGGCCAUCAGCCCUCUGGACAUGAAGCAGAUGGACUACAUGGUCCCCACCAUCAUCGCAGAUGAGAUGAACUACAUGUAUGAUUACUGCACGCUGCAGACCAUCAGGGUGCACAACAUCGUGGUGAUGAUGCAAGUGACCGUCACCACGACGUACUUCGGCCAUGCGGAGCAGGUUUCUCAGGAGAUGUACCAGUACGUGGACUGUGGAGGAAACACCACCUCCGUCAGGGCGGGAGACUCAGUGCUCAGCCUGCAGCAGCCUAACGAGUAACAGCUGAUCACAUCAACACUAACACACACUGCUGUCUUCAUAGCUUCAAAUUCAUGUCUGACGGACGCUCUUUAUUCCAACACUGAAGAGUCCACGAACGUCUUCUGAUUUGUCCGUCUGAAAAGAAAAAGCCACUUCACUGUCUGUGUUUGUGGCUCGUUAAGAAAGGGUCCGAUUAUUCCUUCUGUUCACUUCCACACUAACAUAGAAGUGUUUCUAAUAGAGGAGCGUUGCGUUCAGGGGAAAGACACAUUAAUGUCGUAAUUAUGAGUUUUCAUGUCAUCAUUUCAACACAGUUCUGGAUGCUAUUUAAUAUUAAGAAACAUGAGUUUAUAUAUAUAGUGUAAAGGAAUUCUAGCUACAAUAACAAUCACUGUCUGUGUUUGUGGCUCGUUAAGAAAGGGUCCAAUUAUUCCUUCUGUUCACUUCCACACUAACAUAGAAGUGUUUCUAAUAGAGGAGCGUUGCGUUCAGGGGAAAGACACAUUAAUGUCGUAAUUAUGAGUUUUCAUGUCAUCAUUUCAACACAGUUCUGGAUGCUAUUUAAUAUUAAGAAACAUGAGUUUAUAUAUAUAGUGUAAAGGAAUUCUAGCUACAAUAACAAUCACUGUCUGUGUUUGUGGCUCGUUAAGAAAGGGUCCAGUAACGACUAAUUACCACACUAACAUAGGAGGAGAAGUGUUUGUGUUGCGUUCAGGGGAAAUACACAUUAAGGUAGUAAUUAUGAAGACUUUCUAGAUGCCAUUGAAUACCAUCAAACAUGAGAUUAUAUACAAAAAUUCUAGCUACAAUAACAAUGAUGUCACACGUACAUGUUAACCAGCAAACUGGUCCCUGAAGGCACCAUCUCCGUGUUUUGAACUCACCGGUGGGGUAUUUACUGACGUGAUUUCAGGAUAACAAACAAAAACACAUCCAGAAAACCAUUGACCUCCAGACCAGGGGACAGGAAGUGAGUCAUGUCAAGGGUUUAGGACUCAUUCCUGCACCUCUCUAGGUAAUCAGAUAUUACAUUUCUCACAACAUGGAGGUGUGUCAGGAAGUGAACUAACAUUUCAGACAGUUAAUGUAAAUUAUUCCCCCCCCCUCACAUUGACAUACACCGAUAUUAAAGUGGCUUCACAAAGAUCUAUUUAAGAGGAGGAAACACACAGAUUGUUAAAUCAAUAAAAGCUUGAUGAACGCACUUUAUGUUUGAAUAACUUUAUUAACCUCAAUCUUUCGAACGCAAGAAGUUAUGAAUUAAUGUUUUUAUUUAGCUCACUUUCUGCUGACUCACCGUCUGAUAUUUGGUCGUUAGAUGCUCAUUAUUACACGUCAUACAUUUCUAUGUGUUGUCUUUAACUUUAUAGAGAAAUGAAGGAACCUCUGCUGCAUUUAUUUUAAAGAUAGAAGGAAAAAAAAACGUCUUAGCUUGCCCGCUAACUGCUAAUAACCAGCGCUAACUGCUAAUAACCACCGCUAACAGCUUAUAACCACUGCUAAAUGCUAAUAACCAUCUCUUACUGCUAACUGCUAAUAACCACUGCUAACUGCUAAUAACAGCUGCUAACUGCUAAUAACCCCUGCUAACUGCUAAUAACCACUGCUAACUGCUAAUAACAGCUGCUAACUGCUAAUAACCACCUCUUACUGCUAACUGCUAAUAACUACUGCUUACUGCUAACUGCUAAUGACCACUGCUUACUGCUAAUGACCACCGCUAACUGCUAAUAACUACUGCUAACUGCUAAUGACCACCGCUAACUGCUAAUAACUACUGCUAACUGCUAAUGACCACCGCUAACUGCUAAUAACUACUGCUAACUGCUAAUGACCACUGCUUACUGCUAACUGCUAACUGCUAAUAACCACAGUUUAAACAGAGUCGAGCUCCUCUACAGAAGUCCGUUAGCUAUCAGAGGAUUUAAAUGACCCUAUAAAUACAGAGGGCGUCGGUUCUGUAAACAACACGGUUAUAGAAGCGCAAUAAAGAUUAUUACACUUUAAUUAAAGAGGAUUUUUCACAUUAAACUGAGCGUUUUAACUGAAUAUAAAACGUUGAAUCAGCUUUUUCUCUCAGAUGCUGUUCUGCUGCAACUUAUUGAUUAAUCUGUCAAAAAACAAAACCAAAAGAAAUCAAUGAAUAAAUAAUAUUUUAAACACACAGUAAAAAAAGCUGCUUCAUAAGUGACAGAAGCUUUUGUUUAAUUAUCAAAAUAUUCAGCAAUUAUUUUCCUAAAAUUAUUAAAUCCUCGCUAAGUUUUCUCUGUUUAAAAUCUGUACUAAAUUAAUAUAUUUUUCGCAACAUAGACCCCUGAAACCUUUUGUUUUAUUAUUAUCAUUAUUUAUAAUAAUUAUAAUUAUUUCAGCAGAAAUUCUAACAUUUCCUAAUUUAAUAUUUAAUAUUUUGUUUCCUGCUGAUAAAUCUUAUAAUUUAGGGCGUCUUGUAUUUAAUUAUUAAUAAUUCACGUGUUGAUUUCUUUGUUAAUAAUCACUUCUUCUACUUUAACAUCAAAAUAUCAAGAAAUAUUUUGUCCACAUAAUUUAUUUUGUAGACGUUUUGGACGAAGAAUCCUUCAUUUGAAAAGUAUUUUUAAUGAAUGAUUUGAACAUUGUGUUGUUUAUAAAUGAGUAUUCAUACAUGGACAGUUCAUGGCGUUUUGUACUGAAGGGUUCGGAUGUUUUUCACCCUCACAGGUUCCUACCUCUGAGUCACAUGUUGUUAUUCACAGCUCAUACUGACUGUUUGUUGUGGGAGCAUUAAUAAAGUUUUACAACCUAAA
Trematomus bernacchii (emerald rockcod) is the source of this 3649-nucleotide messenger RNA. RefSeq names its product transmembrane protein 106B-like. Bases 93 to 884 code for a protein of 263 amino acids. The record is from RefSeq and is a predicted model, not a curated record. The transcript is spliced from 8 exons. NCBI's taxonomy places the organism in Eukaryota, Metazoa, Chordata, Actinopteri, Perciformes, Nototheniidae.